Toxorhynchites rutilus septentrionalis is the source of this 2356-nucleotide messenger RNA. RefSeq lists its product as uncharacterized. Lineage: Eukaryota; Metazoa; Arthropoda; Insecta; Diptera; Culicidae. The transcript is spliced from 2 exons. The record is from RefSeq and is a predicted model, not a curated record. Gene Ontology annotation, molecular function: DNA binding; structural constituent of chromatin; protein heterodimerization activity. Bases 81 to 929 code for a protein of 282 amino acids. Gene Ontology annotation, cellular component: nucleosome.
UUAUUGCGGUCCCCUACCCAGUUUCAUUUCAAACAUCGCUGCCGUUUGUCACAAUCUCGAAAUUCGAAAAGUAAUUAAAGAUGGCUCGUACGAAGCAGACCGCUCGUAAGUCCACCGGAGGGAAGGCUCCUCGGAAGCAGUUGGCCACGAAAGCCGCCCGCAAAAGUGCCCCAGCGACCGGAGGAGUGAAGAAGCCACAUCGGUACCGGCCGGGAACCGUUGCUCUGCGUGAGAUCCGGCGUUAUCAAAAAUCAACCGAACUGCUGAUUCGCAAGCUGCCGUUCCAGCGGUUGGUGCGAGAAAUAGCUCAAGAUUUCAAGACAGAUCUCCGCUUCCAGAGUUCGGCCGUUAUGGCGCUGCAGGAAGCCAGUGAAGCCUAUUUGGUGGGGCUGUUUGAGGAUACCAAUCUAUGUGCCAUCCACGCGAAACGUGUCACCAUCAUGCCGAAAGAUAUACAAUUGGCUCGUCGAAUCCGAGGCGAACUUGUAUUUCAGUUUUCGACUUGUGAAAGUGAUAGGAUGGCCCGUACCAAGCAGACAGCUCGUAAAUCGACCGGCGGAAAAGCUCCACGGAAACAGCUGGCCACGAAAGCCGCCCGAAAGAGCGCUCCCUCGACCGGAGGAGUGAAGAAGCCACAUCGCUACCGGCCGGGAACUGUUGCUCUGCGUGAGAUUCGUCGCUACCAGAAAUCAACCGAACUGCUGAUUCGCAAGUUGCCAUUCCAGCGACUGGUGCGUGAAAUCGCUCAGGACUUCAAGACAGAUCUCCGCUUCCAGAGUGCAGCAGUUGCUGCGUUGCAGGAAGCAAGCGAGGCCUAUCUGGUAGGACUUUUCGAGGACACUAAUCUGUGCGCCAUCCACGCAAAGCGUGUUACAAUCAUGCCGAAGGAUAUCCAGUUGGCUCGACGAAUCCGGGGAGAACGUGCUUAAUUUGUAGUUGCUGCUGUUAAUGCAAAAACGGUCCUUUUCAGGACCACCCAGAUGUAUCCCGAAAGAGUAAUUUUAAAAUUAUUUAGUUUAUAUUUAUUCUAACUACUAAAUCUAACUGUUGUGAUGACUGGAAUUUUUGUCACUAUGCCAAGAUAGGCAUAAGUUGCAAGUGCAAAACACCCUGUUGCGCCGGCUAAUGAUUCAGUAAUAUUUUUGUUUUGUUUUCUACAAUGUGUUUGUUGUGAUAAACUGUUGAAUGUGUAAAAACGAGUGUGUAUCAACAAUAUGAACCAUUAUGAGCCUUGAACACGUGUUAGAUGACGCAUGGCACAAAUGUUGGUCGUUGAUGUGCGAGAAGUUACUAGAAUGAUUUGUGAAAAUCAGUUGACAAGAUUGAGGCAACCGAAGUGUUGAACGCCAUUUUUCAAAAUGAGCUAAAUCGACAUUGAAAGAGUACUGAAGCUGGAGGAAACAAUAAACAAUACAAUAAAUAAUAAAAUUUUAAACAUAAACAUAACUUUGGCCGCGAGUAAUCGGUUACAUAUUACUAACAUAGUUGUAAGACAAAAAUUGUCAAAAUAUUGGACUCCCGGCCCCGUCAGGCUAACACCACAUGUGCCUAAGAAAAUAUAUAUUUUGGGAAAAAAAAACUUUUAUGAAGGUUAGUUUUCACAGUUCCGAAAAAUAAUCGACACGCUACGGCCACACCAUAUACAUACACUCGAUAAAAAAAAUAAUAGGAACACCUUGCAACAUCAACAGAGUUUUUUGAAAAGUUGAAAGUUGGUGAAAAAUCAAUCCAAAUACUACAUGGGCUGAAAAGUCCCGGGAUUUUUAAUGAAAACAAUCGUUUUUUAUUUCUCAAUAUAGGUUUUUUUUUCAACGGAAAUACACUUUGUUUAGCGAGCUUCCAACUGUAGUACGAAACGUUUAAGUCUUCGAAAUAUGCCUCAGUGCCACUCUGCAGACUGCCUAUUGGACUCAGGAGUGUGGUAAUGGAUCCACGUUUACAUCCAUUGUCACAAAACAACGAGGGAAGUUCACUCGAUUACGCCAAAACGGCUGUUGAAUCAUCAACGCGUCAUUUCACGAGUGUUCAAAACGUAGUUUUGUUCUCGAAGGAGCAGAAGUGGAAUAAUAUUUCGUCACUGCAUUGAUUGUUCAGGAGUUUUUUCCAUCAACAAACAAUGUUUGAACAAAAUACAAUAUUCCUCUUCUUACAGUUUCUAUACGAAUGCUCAGGUAGUGACAUUUAAACAAUUGUAGUUUGUGAACAAAUAAACGAAAUGUCAUGAAACUUCACACAUAAGCUAGUGGCAGAUGAACCUAUCGAAACGAAUCUUAUUUAUUUUUUAGUGACGCCAUAUGUUGAAAAAUCCUGGGACCUUUCAGCCCAUGUAGUAGAUGGGAUGUACAUGAUUUGAAAG